Xiphophorus couchianus (Monterrey platyfish) is the source of this 804-nucleotide messenger RNA. It is a transcript of the gene rpl13, whose product is annotated as ribosomal protein L13. Gene Ontology annotation, molecular function: structural constituent of ribosome; RNA binding. NCBI's taxonomy places the organism in Eukaryota, Metazoa, Chordata, Actinopteri, Cyprinodontiformes, Poeciliidae. The record is from RefSeq and is a predicted model, not a curated record. The transcript is spliced from 6 exons. Gene Ontology annotation, biological process: translation. Gene Ontology annotation, cellular component: ribosome; cytosolic large ribosomal subunit. Bases 124 to 759 code for a protein of 211 amino acids.
UUUGCUCUUUGAUCAAUCAUCUGCUCUGCCAUUGGCUGGUCUUUCCAUAUCCCACAAUGCGCCGCCUUUCAACUUCCUUUUUCCUUUCGGCCAUUUUCCUCCCUCAUAGGGAACUAGCCAACCAUGGCCCCCAGCCGGAAUGGAAUGAUCUUGAACCCCCAUUUUCACAAAGACUGGCAGAAAAGAGUGCGUACCUGGUUCAACCAACCUGCCAGGAAGGUCCGCAGGCGAAAGGCUCGUCAGGCCAAAGCCCGCCGCAUUGCUCCUCGUCCUGUUGCUGGACCACUGAGACCACAGGUUAGAUGCCCAACUAUUAGGUACCACACCAAGGUUCGUGCCGGACGUGGGUUCACCCUGGAGGAACUCAAGGCUGCUGGAAUCCACAAAAAGACAGCCCGGACCAUCGGCAUCGCUGUUGACCCCCGGCGCCGCAACAGAUCCGCAGAAUCUCUCCAGGCCAACGUGCAGCGCCUGAAGGAGUACCGCUCCAAACUCAUCCUGUUCCCCAGAAAGGCAUCUGCACCUAAGAAGGGAGACAGCUCUGAGGAGGAACUGAAGAUGGCCACUCAGCUCUCUGGCCCAGUUAUGCCCAUCAAAACUGUCUACAAGAAGGAGAAGGCCCACGUUAUCUCUGAGGAUGAGAAGAACUUCAAGGCCUUUGCCAGCCUGCGUAUGGCCAGAGCCAACGCUCGUCUCUUCGGCAUUCGCGCCAAGAGGGCCAAAGAGGCAGCUGAGCAGGACGUGGAGAAGAAAAAGUGAAAAUAGUCACUAUGGAACUUUGCAAAAUAAAGUCUUUAAAAAGAA